AUGUCGGCAUGUCAGCCUUCCGGCUUUGUGUCUGAUGCCCUUCUACAUUCCCUGUCCCGAUUCUGCUGUACAGUGUCUGAGGCCUCUAGCCUACCACGGUACGCCAAAAUCGAUCCCAAGGACAUCCCUCCACCGACCCCCGUCGCCCUACCUCACAGCCAGCCUCAGCUGCAAUCACCACCCUCGCCACCUGCAUCCUCCGCCCAGCCUCUGGUCCACCUCAUCCAGACCGUCUAUCGCCCCGGCCAGGUUGCGCCCUCCAUCUUCGAGGCCCUCGGCGUUCAUGUAAUUCCCGACACGGCUGUCGCUGACUUGCUGCCCGACCCGGCUUAUGUCCCCGACUUUGCCACCUGGGAUGCGCUGUCAGCCGACGAGGCCCGGCAACGCAACGAUGAGACCAAGCGUCCUCUGAACACCGGCGUUCAGUCUCCGGGCUGUCAGACCUACCAAGAUCGCAAGCGCGAGCUGUCCAUCUCCAACCAGGAUGCCUAUCGCGUCGUGAGACGCCUGCCGCCGCUCAAGGGACAGCAGCAGGCUCGAUUGGGAAACGCCUACGAGUUCUAUCGCUGCUUGGAGGCAUUCACGACAUUUUGGGACGACACCUCAAAGCCUACCUCUUCCCGCUCACGACGCUGCUACUGCUGCUAA
Verticillium alfalfae VaMs.102 is the source of this 648-nucleotide messenger RNA. RefSeq lists its product with no specific name. The transcript has 2 exons. Lineage: Eukaryota; Fungi; Ascomycota; Sordariomycetes; Glomerellales; Plectosphaerellaceae. The record is from RefSeq and is a predicted model, not a curated record. Bases 1 to 648 code for a protein of 215 amino acids.